Messenger RNA from Drosophila miranda, 952 nucleotides. RefSeq names its product lethal(2)neighbour of tid protein 2-like. The transcript has 2 exons. Bases 67 to 414 code for a protein of 115 amino acids. The record is from RefSeq and is a predicted model, not a curated record. Gene Ontology annotation, cellular component: endoplasmic reticulum. Gene Ontology annotation, molecular function: dol-P-Man:Man(5)GlcNAc(2)-PP-Dol alpha-1,3-mannosyltransferase activity. Lineage: Eukaryota; Metazoa; Arthropoda; Insecta; Diptera; Drosophilidae.
GCAGCCCUGGUCUUGUGUGGAUUCUUUUCAUUUAAUUUAGUUGAUUUUCUGAAUAUUAUCACAUAAAUGGCCCCACCGAAAGCCAACAACAACCGUCCGACUGGACGUCGCAAAAAGUCCAGCAACCUGUUGCAGACACUGCUGGACAAAUACCUGAAUAUGGGCUUUCUCAAGUACCUGGUGCUUGAGCCGGCCGCCUUGCCAAUAAUUAGUGUUCUGAUUGUUUUGGCGGAAGCGGCUAUCAAUGUGUUUGUGAUUCGCCGCGUGCCAUAUACGGAGAUCGAUUGGGUGGCCUACAUGCAGGAGUGUGAGGGCUUCCUGAACGGUACCACCAAUUAUGCCCUGCUGCGCGGUGAUACUGGUCCCCUGGUGUAUCCGGCGGCUUUUGUGUACAUUUACUCGGCUCUCUACUAAGCUAAGCGCCGAACAGCAAUCCUUUCUGAAUGCCUUCGAAAAGACACUACAAAAGUCAUCGGGCGGCAAGGCAGCGGCUCCACCAGCUCCCGCUCCCGCUCGGGUGGAGUCCGAGCGCUAUGGCAUCCACUUUGAUCGGUGCACGCAACUGGCCCUGCUGCCCUUCUUCCUGUGCAACUUCAUCGGCGGGCCUGCUCCCGCUCGCUGCACUAUCAAUUUUACGUUUGGUACUUUCACUCGCUUCCGUAUCUGGUCUGGUCCACGUCCUAUACCCUGGGCGUGCGCUAUCUCAUCCUGGGCAUCAUCGAGUACAGCUGGAACAGCUAUCCCAGCACUUAUCUGUCCAGCUCGGCCAUGCAUCUCUGUCACCUCGUAUUGCUUUUUGGUGUGGCCCGUCAGAUCUUCCAGACCAUGCGGCUGAAUGCGGCGACCAAGCAGCAGCAGCAACAGCAGAAGAAAGUGCAAUAACUAGUCAUACAGUAGUGAUCCAAACUGUACUUGUAACCAAAUUUAAUGAAGCUUAAAAUAUUUAUGGAUG